This is a messenger RNA of Mastomys coucha (southern multimammate mouse), 2227 nucleotides long. RefSeq names its product POTE ankyrin domain family member B2-like. The transcript is spliced from 18 exons. The coding region runs from base 211 to 1848 and encodes 545 amino acids. Gene Ontology annotation, molecular function: protein binding. The record is from RefSeq and is a predicted model, not a curated record. Lineage: Eukaryota; Metazoa; Chordata; Mammalia; Rodentia; Muridae.
UUGCUCCAGGAACGGUCAGUUACCCUGAGGAAGAACGCACAUGCUUUUAUUUACCAUCGCGGCUUAGAAAUGGCUGCUUGUUUGACUGGUCAGAGCUUAUCACGUCUGGGAUUCCCAGAGUUAGGUUUUGACUGUAAGAAGUUCUGUGAUUAAAAGUUCAUAUUUCUUAAAAUUAUGUAGUUCUAAGCUGACACAAAGGUGGCCACAGAGAUGUUCUCUACCUUGAGGAAGCUUGGCUGCUUUAAGAGAGAGCCGAAAACCCCUAUGGGGUUUUGUGAUGGCCCAAGCACCUGGAAGGCGAUCUUGGCAUGUUGUGACUGUAGUCAGGAUAGGUAUGGCCAGCCUUAUGAUCCAGAUAAUAAAUUCCAUGAAGCGGUAUGCAUGGGAAAGAUCAAAGUGAUGCUACAUCUCCUCUCUAAGAAGAAAUUUAACAUAAAUGACCAGGACAAAGGAAAACGAACUGCACUGCACUUCGCAUGUUAUUACGGUCAUCUGCAUCUGGUUCACUUCUUAUUAUAUAAUGACUGCAUGAUAAAUGCCCUUGAUGAUCAAAAGUCCACACCGUUAAUGAAGGCUGUGCAAAGCUGGGAGACAAAGAUUGUUUCUGUUCUCCUUGAUAAUGGAGCAGAUCCCAACUGUAAAGAUUCCAGUGGAGAAACAGCACUACAUCAGGCAGUAUAUGUUGACAAUCCAGAUAUUGCCGCCAGUCUUCUUGAAUAUGGAGCAGAAAUAGAAGAAACUACAAGGGAUGGGUUAACACCUCUUCUGCUGGCACUCCGAGAAAGGAAACUCCUCAUGGUAGAAUAUUUAAUAAAAAAUGGUGCAAAUAUUCAUGCCCAGGAUAAUUAUCAAAGAACAACACUCAUGUAUGCAGUUCAAUGUGAUUCUGAAGACAUUGUUGAGCAAUUACUGAAGAAAGGUGUUGAUCAUUCCUUGAAGGACUCAUUUGGAUGGAGUGCACUUCAGUAUGCUGUGGCAGGGAAACGCAAAGUAAAGAGUAUAAUUUUGGACUAUGAGGACUCAAUCCUCUUAAGUCAACAUGAUUUCUUCUCAAGAAAUCUGCAUGCAGACUUCUAUUCAUCAGGAUAUACGUUCAAAUCUGAGUCUGUAAUUUCUAUAUGUUCAAGAGAGGAGGAAAAAGAAACUUCUGAAAUUCAGCAAGACAUUUCUGAGAAUAUUAUUGAAAAUGGUAUUGAUGACUUACCAGAAGCUUCCAAAAAAUAUGAUAAUAUUGAAGAGCAAAAAGAAGAAUUAGGAUUAGACACAGUACUGGAUUUAAAACUGGAAAACAAAAAUGUUUGUAAUAAGAAUGAAGGAUACCAAAAAUUGGAAAUGCAGAACACUUCCAGGAAACCUGGCCAUUCAUACAACACAGGAAAUAAAACAGACAAAAGUGAAAGUCAAGUGUGGGCUGACAAAUGUCCACACCCAGAGCUUAGGCAUUAUUCUCAUCCAAUCUACAAACCCAAGCCUGAACCACAACAAUCUCAACCAGAUACAGAUUUUUCAGAAGAACUAGAAGAAGAAGAAAUAACAGAAUCUAAACUGGAAAUUGAGAGAAGUUUUGAUAAGGAAAAUAUAGGUUUUAGUGUGUCUAACCCUAAUGGACUGCAUGAAAUGUCCACAGAAGCUCUCCCUUCAUCCUGUAUGGACAAUGAUGCAGUAAAAAAAGGAAUAGAUCAUCCAGAGAAAAAAUCUAUCAUGGAAGACAAAAUACAGAUCUCAGAAGAAGAGAAGGAACAAAAGAGUGUUAGAACAAGCAAGAGGCCAUUUAUUGAUGCUAUAAGAACAUGUUUUUGUGCAUGUUUCACCCUAAAACGGAACGACUCCCCCCUCCACAAGAAAUAGGAGAGAAAACAUAGAUAGAAUUUUAUAAAGCAGAAGAUAGAAUUAUACACUUUAUAUGGAAUAUUCUUAUCCUGGAACUUGGACAACCAUGUCGUGAUUACCUGAAAAUUAUUCUGACCAUCCAUAAUACGACAGUUGAAGAGAAAAAUAAAUCCCUUCCUUACUAAUUGGUUCAAGGAAACUGCAUAUUUAGUUUAAUUUUAUUAUAGUUUCAUAUUAUAUCAUAUUAUUUUCAGUAUUUAUUUUAUAUUCUUGCUUUUCCCUUGUUGUAAAUAUUACUCACUUAUGUAUGCUUACAUACUUUGUUAUAUGUUUUAUAAGGCAUCAUUUUUGAGUGUGUAAAGUUAUUGAAUAAAUAUAGUGGUAUAAUCAACUUAAA